This is a messenger RNA of Caenorhabditis bovis, 354 nucleotides long. Lineage: Eukaryota; Metazoa; Nematoda; Chromadorea; Rhabditida; Rhabditidae. The record is from the annotation of a GenBank genome assembly.
AUGUCGUCUCGCCUUCUUCAGCUUUUCCUCGUUUUCGCCCUAACCUCAUCAUGCGCAGCCGCCAACGGUGUUGUCGAAUGCGAUAAUCUGGAAACCAAGGAAAUAAUGGGGGCUCAGGAAACAAUGGAGGAAACAAUGGAGGAAGCGGAGGAAACAACAAUGGUGGAAAUGGAGGGUCGGGGAAUAACGGAGGAGGAAACAAUGAUGGGAAGCGAUCUCGAAUCAAUUUCAACAUUUCUUAUGAUCAUUUUCAAGGUUCCGGUGGAAACAAUGGAGGAUCAGGAAAUUCUGGAAACAAUGGAGGAAACAAUGGCGGAUCUGGAAAUGGUAAUGGAAACAACGGAGGUAUUGUAA